Messenger RNA from Misgurnus anguillicaudatus (oriental weatherfish), 479 nucleotides. NCBI's taxonomy places the organism in Eukaryota, Metazoa, Chordata, Actinopteri, Cypriniformes, Cobitidae. The record is from RefSeq and is a predicted model, not a curated record.
AUGGGGCAAGAGCAGGAAGAAGAGGAAGAAGAGGAGCAGGUGCAUGAAAGAGACGCAGCAAAUGAGCAAGAAGAAGAAAACCAAGGAAAGGAGAUAAGGGAAACUACAGAAAACAAAGGUAGUAAUGAACAGACGGACGAUGGGAAUAAACGGGGUGAACAAAUACAACAAGAGGAUGAAAACUGGACACAAAUGGACAUGACAGUGAACCGGGAAAGUGAAUUAGACAGAGAAAAACAAAAGAACAAGGAGCAAAACGUGGAAAUUGAAAUGGAAGCUGAAAAUGUAGAAGAAGACAAUUCAGCUAAAUCAAGCAAAAGGAGAAGACCCAUAAAGUUCUAGAUGAGAGCCGAGUUGCCGUGACAACCGUGACGCAUCAUCAGUCAACAAAGAGCAGCACCAAACUCUCAACUCUCUCAACUCGUCUCUUUUAUUGUAAAAGGUUAGUAAAAAUUAUGUAAUUCACGCGCUUUAAUGUC